Molecule: messenger RNA, 2222 nt
Organism: Pteropus alecto (black flying fox)
Lineage: Eukaryota; Metazoa; Chordata; Mammalia; Chiroptera; Pteropodidae
Gene: NUDT16L1
Product: nudix hydrolase 16 like 1
Exons: 3
Coding region: 43-678 (211 amino acids)
Cellular component (GO): nucleus
Molecular function (GO): snoRNA binding
Source: RefSeq, a predicted model, not a curated record
ACUUAAUUGGAGGCGCGCGGAUCGCCGGGGGGCAGUGCCAAGAUGUCGGCCGCGGUGCCGGAGCUGAAGCAGAUCAGCCGGGUGGAGGCGAUGCGCCUGGGGCCGGGCUGGAGCCACUCGUGCCACGCCAUGCUGUACGCCGCCAACCCCGGGCAGCUCUUCGGCCGCAUCCCCAUGCGCUUCUCAGUGCUGAUGCAGAUGCGCUUCGACGGACUUCUUGGCUUCCCCGGGGGCUUCGUGGACCGGCGCUUCUGGUCGCUGGAGGACGGACUGAACCGGGUGUUGGGCCUGGGCCUAGGCUGCCUGCGCCUCACCGAGGCCGACUACCUGAGCUCGCAUUUGACCGAGGGCCCGCACCGCGUCGUGGCGCACCUGUACGCGCGGCAGCUGACGCUGGAGCAGCUGCACGCCGUGGAGAUUAGCGCGGUGCACUCGCGCGACCAUGGCCUGGAGGUGGGGCCGCCGCCCGGGCCCUGCCCCCCACCCCGGGGUUUGGCUCUGGCCCCGCGGAAGGCACCGAUGGGUGCUGGGGCUUGUGCGGGUCCCACUGUAUACCCAGAAGGACCGAGUUGGUGGCUUCCCCAACUUCCUGAGCAAUGCCUUCAUCAGCACAGCCAAGUACCAGCUCCUCUUCGCCCUCAAGGUGCUCAACAUGAUGCCCGAGGAGAAGCUGGCUGAGGCCGUGGCUGCAGCCACAGAGAAGCAAAAGAAGGCCCUGGAGAAGCUGCUCCCAACUUCUUCUUGAGGUUGCUCCAGUGCCGUGUGUCUGUUGCCUUCCCCCGGCUCUGUCUGUGCCCACGAAUUGAAACUAGGCCCUGAAUUCCUGUGGGAGUGCGUCUUCUAGCACAGCGGUCCCCAGCCUUUUUAGCACCAGGGACCCGUGCUCCUAUAAGAAUCUAACGCCUGAUGAUCUGAGGUGGAGCUGAGGCAGUGACGCUAGUGCUGGGGAAUGGCUGCAAAUACAGAUGAAGUUUUGCUCGCUAGCUGCUCACCACCUGCUGUGCAGCUCACUUCCUAACAGACCACAGGCCUGGUGGUUGGGGACUCCAUUCUAGCGUGUUUCUGUUUGUACCCCUUUCUGACUGCGUGGGACAAAUUGGCAUCUCAUCUCCACUGCCCUGAGUAGUCACAAAGCCAGGUGGGACCCUCUCAGGACGGUCAGUGGGUAGACCUGGUUCUCCAGGCUCAGGACAUUCUCACCCACCUCCAAGCUCAAACCUGCCUAUGUGAAAGUCUUACGGGCUGGUGGAGGCCCAGGUACCACUGGAUUUUCCAAGUGGAGAGGUGUGCGCCCACUUAGACCAGUGAGAAAUCUGUUCUCAUCGAGAAUGCCUUUACCUGGGUUGACUCAUUCUUGCAUCCUGCCCUAUGGUAGCCCCAGAGCCUAGAGAACUAGCUUGGGCAGGAUGUUGUACUGUUAAUUUUGGCUCAUUAGCUUUACUUGGUUAGAUUUCAUUCUCUGUGGUGUGUGAACUGUGGGUAAGGCUUCAGAACAGCUUUACCCCACUGAGGCUUGGUCCCUGAGGACAGUCGGGGCCAUGGGCCCAGCUGUAGGUGCGAGUUGUUGGAGAAGGAACAGUAAAAUGGCUCCUCUACUACGCUGUCCUUUGAUCUUGACUACAGGCCCGGGGCUGGGCAUUACAGGGCAUCCCCUUCUCCCACUACCUGGGGACUUAAAGACAGGGACGGGCCCAAGAGCGUUUAGAGUGGGGCUGCUGUAGGCCACCUGUCUCACGUGGUGGUGCUGUCCAUCUCCCUUUGUUUACUUGUGGCACUGCCAAGCCUUGACUCUCUGGGCCAUCGGCUGGUCUGGGGCUUCUGUGCUGAGACUGCCCACAUGAGGCCCCUUUUGUGAUCCUGGUGGCUCUGGCUGCACCUGGUCUGAGUUUGGUUCUCCUUCCUGUGCUUUGAAAGCCUCCCUUUUUCCAUUCCCAGUACAGUCUGCAGGCAGCUCCCCGGGAUGGUCUGGAAGCACUGGCUGAGUGUGCAGAAUGACAGUAGAGCCACCACAGACAGGAAGGCCACCACUGGCAGUCUCCUAUGGCCCUGUGUUUGGCAAGACUCUUCAGUGAAGCUACUGGAAAGUUUCCACGGUGCCUGCCCGGCCUGGUAAGGAAAACUACUCCCGGCCCAGCCUGGCAUCUGUUCUACCUUAGAGCCUUGAUGAAGCAGCCACACUGGGCAAAGGCACUUCACUCUGUAAAUAAAAUACCUGUACCUUG